This is a messenger RNA of Rhodofomes roseus, 879 nucleotides long. RefSeq names its product NAD(P)-binding protein. The record is from RefSeq and is a predicted model, not a curated record. NCBI's taxonomy places the organism in Eukaryota, Fungi, Basidiomycota, Agaricomycetes, Polyporales, Fomitopsidaceae. The annotation marks the transcript as partial. The transcript has 3 exons.
GCUUCUGGAUUCAUCGGGCUCCCCGUUGCCCAAGCAUUGAUCCGUGCGGGACAUAUCGUGUAUGGCCUGACGCGCUCGCAGCAUAAGGCCAAGCAACUCGCCGCCGAAGAAAUUAUCCCUAUCAUCGGGGAGACGUCGGACCCAUCCACCUGGCUGCCCAUGGUUGCGACACUUGAUGUGAUCAUCGACGCCGUCGGGGGCACGAACAUCAGGGCGCUCUCCGAGACGCUUCUGAACGCGACCGCUGAGGCCGCGCGGAAGUACCGCCCUGCGCAUGCACCCAAGCUCACCUACAUCUACAGCUCUGGUACAUGGGUGCACGGCGACGACCGUAAGAACAUCGUCAGUGACACGACGCCGCUUACGAGUCCCCCCGAGCUCGUCUCAUGGCGCCUGGAGCAGGAGCAGCGCGUCAUCCACAACGACGUUCUCAAUGGGAUCGUCAUCCGCCCCGCGCUCCUCUACGGCCGCUCCGGCUCUCACCUCGCAUUGUUGUUCAAGGGCGCGUACGAAGGGAAGGUCGCGUGGGUUGGUCGUCCUGGUGGACGCUACGCGCUGAUCCAUUGCGACGACCUCGCCGAUAUGUACCUGCUCGCCGCGGAGAAGUCCGUCAUCGCUGCAGGGCAGAUCUUUGAUGCAGCAAACGACUUCACGGAGAGCGUAGACGACCUCCUUCAAAGGCUUGUGGUGGUCUCUGGAGCGAAGGGGCCAUUUGAGUACAUCGAACCGAGCAAUCUGUUCGAGAUUGCACUUACCACGACUUCCCUGGUCCGCCCGUACUUGGCCCGCAGUCUUCUUGGCUGGCGGCCACGGAAGGCUGGUCUCGUUGACCAUUUGCAUAUCUAUUACAGCGCAUGGAAAGCGAGCGCGGGACUAUAG